GUAGAUGAUUGAUAAUAGUCUUGUAGUUGGUGUCAAUCCUCUUGCACACCUUAAGGAUGGAGCCAUUGAUUUUGUUGCUGGAACGGCUGGUGGUGUUGCAAUUGUUUAUUCUGGACAGCCUCUUGAUACAGUCAAAGUAAAGAUGCAAGCAUUCCCUACAUUAAAUCGCAAUUGGCUAAGUUGCUUUGGCAAUAUUAUGAGGACCGGGGGCAUAAAAGGAUUGUAUGCAGGUUCAAUACCAUCCUUAGUGGCCAAUGUCUCCGAAAACGCGGUCCUGUUCACUUCAUAUGGAUUUUGUCAAAAAGCUGUAGGGUAUGCAAGUGGAUCCAAUACAACUGGGCCGUUGGGGAAUGCUACAGGUUUUUUGUUCAAUUUUUGGUUUGGGAGGGUAGAUAAUUUCGAAAUUGUCAAGACGCAACUUAAAAUAUUGACCCCAAGGCUUCGCCCUAAACUAACUUAA
Messenger RNA from Meloidogyne enterolobii, 460 nucleotides. The record is from the annotation of a GenBank genome assembly. Lineage: Eukaryota; Metazoa; Nematoda; Chromadorea; Rhabditida; Meloidogynidae.